Messenger RNA from Effrenium voratum, 948 nucleotides. The record is from the annotation of a GenBank genome assembly. NCBI's taxonomy places the organism in Eukaryota, Dinophyceae, Suessiales, Symbiodiniaceae.
AUGGCCGAGUACGAGAAGCCGGUCGAGGUGUCAGAAGCAGCAGAGGAUGGCGAGGCUGCAGAGCUCAAGAGCCGGGGCAAUGCGGCCUAUGCGCAAGGUUAUAUCGAGGAGGCAGUGCGACUCUGGAAUAGGGCCAUACGACGCCACGUCCAGGAGCUCUCGGACGGCAAGUCCUGCGAUGAGGAGGCGAUGGUGCUGGAGCGGUCCAUCUACCUGAACCUCGCGCAAGGCUACCUCAAGCUUGGAGAUGCAGAGCGCGCUCUGCGGGCAUGUAAGGUGGUGCUCUUCGGGGAGGCCAAGAACCCCAAGGCGCGGUACCGCGCGGCGGAGGCCUGCGCACAGCUUGGCCGCUUCGAUGAGGCUGAACAGCUUCUGGGAGCGCUGGAUCCUUCAGAGGCAUCCAGGCUGCUUCAGCGUGUCAAAGCUGAGCAGCGGAGACAGGCGGUCGAGAGUCGCAAGCAGGAGGCUGCCGCCAGCAAGAAGCUGGCCGAGCGCAUGAGCGUCGGGCUGUCAGGCUUCUCAGAGGAGAAGCCGGAGCCUGUGCCGGAGGAACAGCGGCCCAGAGCCCCCAUGGCAGAUCUUGACACGGUCUCCAACAUGACGGAUGUGUCCUCGCAGGCAGCGCAGGCAGCGAAGGCUCGCUUGGCGCGCAUGGAGGCGGCUUCUUCAGGGGAGCCGCCUUUGCCCGAGCCGACCUACACAGACUUUGAGUCGUUCCGAGCCAAGGCGAUGAAACGAUCGCAGCGGUACACGGCGGCCACGGAGCGGAGCCGCAGGCAGACGGAGGCGGCGAAACGCUCAGUGCGCCUGGACUGGCUGCGCCAGAACUGGUCCGGGGAGCUGGAGGACUUCACCGGGCCCUUGCGGCAGGAACUGCAGGGGAUCCAGGCAGAAGAGCUGGCCCAGCACAGCCCAACGGAAGACGCUGCCUUGGAUGCCAUGGAUUGA